This is a messenger RNA of Pogona vitticeps (central bearded dragon), 2636 nucleotides long. Its product is annotated as fascin. Gene Ontology annotation, biological process: actin filament bundle assembly; establishment or maintenance of cell polarity; cell migration. Gene Ontology annotation, molecular function: actin filament binding; protein-macromolecule adaptor activity. The record is from RefSeq and is a predicted model, not a curated record. Gene Ontology annotation, cellular component: growth cone; filopodium; lamellipodium. NCBI's taxonomy places the organism in Eukaryota, Metazoa, Chordata, Lepidosauria, Squamata, Agamidae.
GGGAAGGGCUUACCCUCCAGUGGGCCUUGCUUCCUUGUCUGAACAAUCGGUGCCAUCCAAGCUUUAGUUGUUCCCAACAAUGACAGUCUCACUAGAAUUUGGCCUUAUCAAUGCAGCCAAUAGAUACUUGACUGCUGAACCUUUCCGUUUCCAGGUGGCAGCCACAGGCAAGCAACUGAAGCCUCGCCAGGUGUGGGUACUCCAGUUUGUGAGUCCACAUGGAGCUGGGGCAGCUGGCCCAGGAGAAGGGGCUGGCCAGAAACUUCACCUGAUCAGUGCCCUGAAGCGCUUCUUGGCAGCUGACCCAAAUGGCAAAGUUACCUGUGACCAGGAUAAGCCAGGGCCUCAGACUUUCUUCCUGCUGCAUCAGUAUCCUGAUGGCAAGGUGUCUUUCCAGAAUGAGCAAUCCAAGCGCUACCUUGGUGGAGCAGAGGAGAAUGUCACAUGCUUUGCUCAGGCUGCCUCCGAAACAGAGAAAUGGACCUUACAUCUUGCAGUGCAUCCUAAUGUUGCCAUGUACAGCCCCAAUAGGAGGCGUUACGUGCGCUGUGAUGAGAAAGCAGGGAUGCUGCGCUGUGACCGGGACUUGCCUUGGGGAGCUGAAUCAGUCAUCACUAUCUACUAUGAUUUCAAAGGUUUGGCGUCCGCGGCACACAAUGCUGACAGAAGGGAAUUUUCCCCAUAUAUACCAGUGAAAAAGUAUGGACUGAGGAAUGGAGCUGGCAAACUAUUGGCUUCCAAUGGCUCACUAGUGUCAGAGGUCACCUCAGAUACAUUAUACUCCCUGGAGAUCCAUGGUGGUUUGAUUGCCUUGCGGGAUGAUGAGAGGAAGUACUUGACUGGGCGAGAAGGUGGCAUGAAGACUGUAAAGAUGGACAAGCCUGGACGGGAUGAACUCUUCAGCAUGGAAUCCAGCCCAGCCCAGGUCUCCAUGCGCUCCUUUUCUACUAACAAGUUCAUCUGCUGUAGACCAGGUGCUGACCUCUAUGCCAACGCUAUGGCUGUGGGUAACACAGAGAUCUUCCAGCUGCUGUUUGAUGACACUGCAAAGAAGGUUUGCUUCCGUGGCCACUGUGGUACAUACAUGUCCUUGGGUCCCAAUGACUGUAUUGUCAGCAGCACGAAACAGGACAGCAAUGUUUGGUUUGACCUCCAGUAUCAGGACCAGAAAGUGACUCUUCGCAUAAGAGACAAAUAUGUGUCCAUGCGGCCCAAUGGGCAGCUCCUCGCAAUUCCCAAAGCAGCAGGUAAAAGUGAAGAUUUCCUCUUGGUGCUGGUGAACCGGCCGCUGCUGGUCCUGCACAGUGAUGCUGGCUAUGUGGGUGUCUGUUCUGAUGUGAGGCGAUUGGAAGGGAACUCUGUCAGCUAUGCAGCCAGCAGCCUCUCACUCACUGAGGAAGGCUACUAUAACUUCCAAAUUGGUAGCAAAUACUGGGCCCUGGAAAAAGAUGGGCAAAUCUCAAUAACCAGCGACCAUCCCACUAAUUUCACCAUCCAGUUUGCAUCCUCCAGCUGUCUUAUCAUCAGGGCAUCCAACAAUAAAUUUCUGGUGGCUGAACAAGGAGGCCGGUUGUUGGCUGCAGCUUCAGACCCAUCUAGUGCAACACUGUUCCAUUACUGAUGGCUGCUAAUCUUGCCACAUCCAGCAAAUAAACUUCUGCUGCAUGAGCUCACUGUAAUGCCUUUUCUUGUUCUUCAGGUCGGUGAGUUAGCUCCUCUCUAAUCUCUUAAAAGUACACUCUUUCUGUAGAGGGCACUACAGUUCACUUUCCCCUGUACCUCCAUGGACCGGAUAUACUUGAACUGUCUGGAGGCAGUCUUUCCCUAAUCAGUGGUGAAAUGAACCAGAUUGCUAGAGGUGAUUUCACACAGGCUCCUUCAUGAAAAUUUGGUUAAAUAAAAACUUUGCAUUUUCCUGACACCCUUUAGGCAUUCAAAGAUCAGCAAAGUUUCCAUUCUCUUAGCACAUCUACAGUCUUCCUAUUCAAGGUGCUUAUGUAAGUUAGAAGUUCCACAGAACUUGAAAAAUAAAUAUUUAUUCCACAAGUACAGUAGAAAACCAAGUAUCACAAAUUGCCAAUACACACACAAAAUAACAAUACUGAGUUAGGGAAGGGACCCAAGACCCACUGCCCUCAUUCUCAACCCCACCCCUUUCAGGGAUAGGAUGGACCAGUUAGGAAGGGCAGAGCAAAGGGGCUCUCAUGAGAGUCAGUGCACACAUGGUAGGUUUUUGGAGCCCCUGUUAGAAUGUGCCACAUUGAGAAUUGUGAAGGACACCUCAUCUGCAGCCAUAACCUAUGGAUGAUGUGAAACUUCAUAGUCCAGUCUUUUCAACUUACAAAAGUCAGUGGUCCAGAGUGUAAAGUCUGAAUGGAAAUACUGUCAUCUCUCAGAAGGAAUGCAAGGGUGGUGGUAGGGAUGUAUUGGGUGUCUCGGCCUGUCCUCUUAUUGGAAAACGAUGAUGGCCUUCUCCUUAUGUAUGCUUGAAGCAAAUUGGGUGGCUGCAUCUUCCUUCAGCUUGUCCAAGGAACUAGAUUGAACACACUAGUCACAGAAAUGGAGGGCUCAGGCAGCCUCUUUUCUUCUAGGUGCACACAGUACAGCCCAACUUGAUUCUCAGUAUGAGUCCAGAC